CUUUAUCUUUGUAUUUUUAUUAAAUACACAUGCAAACACUUCAACAUUUAGCAAAGCACUCGAUUAUAUUUUUAUAUUUAUGAGUGUUGGCGAGACUGAUAAAUUCUUGGAAAACGAUAUGUGCUUCCCGGACUAAGAGAUAGUAUAUAAAGAAACCCGUUUUUCGCUUCGGCACAACAGAUUAAUCUAUCUUUUUGUAUCGCACUGAACUGUUAAAAUGAAGUAUUCCAUAUUAAUUUCGAUUUUGUUUCUGCAUUUCGCUAGCGGCUAUUUCUUCAAAGAGAAGAACCAGUAUAUUAGGAUCGACCUGAUGAGACAAAAAUCGCCGAGGCGACAGCUCGUGAAUCACCAGAAUAUACUUGCAAAGUACGGACUCGACGUGAAAGGGCCGAAGCCACCCCGAACGAAUGACACCAUCAGUUUGUUUAGAUACAUGGACAACGAAUUCUACGGUAAAAUAGUGAUCGGAAAACCCGGCAAAACGAUGAAUGUAGCCUUCGAUACGGCAUGGGACGUGUCUUGGGUGCUCUCUUCAAGAUGCCAAGUAUAUAUAACACCCGGUUGUGCUGGACAUAAUUUGUACAACCACAACGGAUCGUCUUCCUACAAAGAGAACGGUACUCUGUACAAUGCGAACGAAGGGACAUACAAUUUGACUGGUUUCUACUCCUACGAUAAUAUCUCCAUGGCUCAUUCAAAUGUAACUAAUUUCUUGUUCGUUGAAAUGGUGGAUGUUCCGGCUUACAUGGCGUCGAAUAAAGCUGACGGUGUAUUGGGAUUAGGCCUUCGAACGGGCGACUACGAACCGUUUUUGUACACUUUAUACAGACAGAAGAAAAUUAAGAAUCUCCUGUUCUCCGUUUAUUUGAACAGAGAUCCUCAAUCGACCAAAGGCGGAAAUAUCAUGCUGGGCUUCGUUGACAAAAAGCACAUUCACAUCCAUCAACUGCCCAACGGGGCGAAAGUGUACGAUAACAUAACGUAUCUGCAAGUCGACGCCGGGCAAUACUGGAUGUUCUCCGUGGACAAAAUCGACUUGGUGUUCACCAAGCGGAACAAAACAACGUUCUGUCCGAACGGUUGCAAAGCCGUCGCGGAUACCAGCUCGAACGACAUCAUCGGCCCGGAGAGCGUGAUAAAUCAGAUACACGACAGUAUGAAUGCUAAAAAAUUCGAAGAUAAAUGGGUGGUCGAUUGCGAUAAGAUCAGCAAGCUGCCCAAAAUCGACUUAUAUUUGGGCGGAAACGCUUUCCGUCUGGAAGGCAGGAACUAUAUUAAAAAGGAGAAAAACGACACUCUGCCGUAUUUCUUAUGCGUAUCGGCGUUUACUCCGAGUUCCACGACACCGACUGAAGGGCUUUGGGUAUUAGGCGGUGCUUUCUUAUCGCAAUAUUACAGCAUCUACAACAUCAAUGAAAAGACGAUCGGUUUCGUUAGGGCUGCCUGAUUAUUUCCUACUCUUAUCUACUUCGCUUUAGUCAUUCUAAUACUUUUCUUCGUUUUGUAAUUCGCAUAAACUGU
This is a messenger RNA of Phyllotreta striolata, 1521 nucleotides long. Lineage: Eukaryota; Metazoa; Arthropoda; Insecta; Coleoptera; Chrysomelidae. The record is from the annotation of a GenBank genome assembly.